AAAACCGCUACUACUCUACCGAGAGAAGCGACGCACUCUCCGGUUAAUUUUGCGCCUCUUCACCGCUCCAGAUUUCUCCUCGCGGACUCUCAACGCUCACGUCACUCGGAUUUUCUUCUCCGCGGGAUUGAGAUGUUACAUUUUCGGUCAACGGUGGUGCUCAAGGAGUUAUUUCAGACCCAGCUGAAGCGUCCGCUGACAGGUAUAGUUAAAGCGACACCUGCCGCCGCCUGCUUCAGCACCGCCGGCUCGGAUGGGAGAUCACCGGGCAGGAGGAGGGUGCUAGCCCCGCAGCACCUCACCAGGAGGCACGGAGUGAGAGACUUCUGCUCUAAGGGGGACGGACACAAUGAAGUCGGCAAGGACUCGGCGGAGAAGAGAAGGAAGGCGGGCAUCCUGCCCAGCCUGGAGGACCUGCUCUUCUACACCAUCGCAGAGGGACAGGAAAAAAUCCCUGCACACAAGUUCACCACAGCUCUUAAAGCCACGGGGCUUCGCACAGGAGACCCCCGGCUCAAAGAAUGUAUGGAGAUGCUGAAGGUGACCUUGAAGACGACCUCUGACGGAGCACUGGACCGACACCUCUUCAAAAAGUGCGUCCAGAGCAACAUCGUCCUGCUCACUCAGGCCUUCAGGAAGAAGUUUGUCAUCCCAGACUUCCAGCCGUUCUGCGCCCACAUGGACGAGCUCUACGAAAACGCCAAAAACAUGUCAGGGGGGCAGGUGGCCGACUACAUUCCCCAGCUGGCCCGCUUCAGCCCGGACCUGUGGGCCGUCGCUCUGUGCACCGUCGACGGACAGAGGCACACAGUCGGCGACACCAAGGUCCCUUUCUGUCUGCAGUCCUGCGUGAAGCCGCUGAAAUACGCCAUCGCCGUCCACGACCACGGCACCGAGUACGUGCACCGCUUCAUCGGCAAAGAGCCCAGCGGGCUGCGGUUCAACAAGCUCUUCCUGAAUGAGGAAGAUAAACCUCAUAACCCCAUGGUUAAUGCCGGCGCUAUCGUCUGUACCUCCCUCAUUAAGCAAGGGGCGAGCAACGCCGAAAAAUUUGACUAUGUCAUGAACUUCAUGAACAAACUGGCGGGAAACGAGUACGUGGGCUUCAGCAACGCCACUUUCCAGUCGGAGCGAGAGUCCGGAGACAGAAACUUCGCCAUCGGCUACUACCUGAAGGAGAAGGAGUGUUUUCCAGAGGGGACGGACAUGACGUCCAUCCUCGACUUCUACUUUCAGCUGUGCUCCAUCGAGGUGACCUGUGAGAGCGCCAGCGUCAUGGCGGCGACUCUGGCCAACGGCGGCUUCUGUCCAAUCACAGGCGAGCGUGUGCUGAGCCCCGAGGCGGUGCGAAACACUCUGAGUCUGAUGCAUUCCUGCGGCAUGUACGACUUCUCCGGACAGUUCGCUUUUCACGUCGGCCUGCCGGCUAAAUCCGGGGUCGCCGGUGGGAUUCUGCUGGUCGUUCCAAACGUGAUGGGCGUCAUGUGUUGGUCUCCUCCUCUUGACAAGCUGGGAAACAGCGUCAGAGGCAUCCAGUUCUGCACGGAUCUGGUUUCUCUCUUCAACUUCCACAACUACGAUAAUCUGAGACACUUUGCAAAGAAGCUGGAUCCUCGCAGGGAGGGAGGAGACCAGAGGGUGAAGUCGGUGAUCAACCUGCUGUUUGCUGCGUACACCGGAGACGUCUCCGCCCUGAGGAGGUUUGCGUUGUCCUCCAUGGACAUGGAGCAGAGGGACUACGACUCCAGGACGGCGCUGCAUGUGGCGGCUGCUGAAGGACACGCUGAGGUGGUUCGCUUCCUGCUGGAGGCCUGUAAAGUCAACCCAGUGCCCAGAGACAGGUGGGGAAACACGCCGAUGGACGAGGCGGUUCACUUCGGCCAUCACGACGUGGUGACCAUCCUCCGCGACUACCACACGCAGUACAGCCCUCAGGAGAAGACGGACGACAAGCAGAUCGCAGAGAAGAACCUGGACGGGAUGCUCUGAUGGAGAGACGCCGGACGGUCGUGAGUGCUGAGAAAACGUCUUAAAUUUGGAUCAGAGAGGAAAUAUAUUCAACACGUAGGAAACGUUUAAGAACGUUAAAAAACUGUACAGUGGAAAUAAUCCCAACACCCCGCCAGAGUAAAAGCUCCUCUUCAUGCUAUUAGAUGUUGUCAGGUUUUUGCAUAUUAAUGUACUUUAAGUGGGGAAAUAUUUCUGUUUUCAGUUCUCCGUCUGUAUCUCGUCGUCCGCUCAGCAUCCGAGUUCAGCUGCGGCUGACGGACUCCGUUAUUUCCUUUAAAAUAGUCGUUUUUUGUUCAUAAAACAGGAAGUAGCAGGCGUUUCGUACCCCGGUUUAAAACCUUCAUCAUCAGAACGUGGUGGAAUGUAUCUUCCCCCGAACACUUUGGCGUGUUUGUACGUGUGUGUGGUAUUUAUUUAUCUAUUUAAGAUAAAGUGUACAUUCAUGUUGUGUGUGUGUGUGUGUGUGUGUGUGUGUGUGUGUGUGUGUGUGUAUAAAUUCGUGUAAAUAUAUACAGGUGUAUAGUCGUGGUUCUGUAGUCGAUGAGCUUUGAUCACGAGCUGCGUGACGUAGAUUUCACCGUCAGUAUUUCCAUUUUAAAUUAAACAUUCAGCUUUUAAAGGUGAAUAUAAAUUAAAAGCUUUUUUGUUUUGCUAUCAAAUGGCUGUUUUUGUUUUUACCGACGCAAAAAACACUUUUUUCUUUCUUGUAUUAUUUGAUAUUUUUAUUUAAUUUUUUGUAACACGAGGAAACGAUGUAAGCGGUCAGCCAAAGUUCAGGUUGUUAGUAGAAAGAGUUUAGAUAUCACGUAUGACACUGCCAGCGCUGACAGCAGCUUGAGUUACUGUAAAACAUCCAAACAUCGACGCUUUGUUUUUCUCGUUUGACGUUUGCACUCAACGACAGAAAAAUAACUAUUGUUGAAACCAACAGCUCUUUAUUAUAAAAUCUAUGAGAUUACGUUUCCAAAGUGACUAAAAAAAAAGUCAAUUUAUGGAAAAUUUUGAAUAUUUUUCCUUUUGAUUGAAUGAUGCAGCCAUUAAAAAAACACGGAGUCCUGGAGAACUCUGAUCAGCCCCUCGAGGAUUUUGCAGGUUUUUUUCUUCUUCUUUUUAAUUUCUGUGGCCGAAAAAAAAAAAAAAAAUAGACAGACGCAUG
Plectropomus leopardus (leopard coralgrouper) is the source of this 3166-nucleotide messenger RNA. It is a transcript of the gene glsa, whose product is annotated as glutaminase a. Gene Ontology annotation, biological process: L-glutamine catabolic process. The record is from RefSeq and is a predicted model, not a curated record. NCBI's taxonomy places the organism in Eukaryota, Metazoa, Chordata, Actinopteri, Perciformes, Serranidae. Gene Ontology annotation, molecular function: protein binding; glutaminase activity.